Molecule: messenger RNA, 3037 nt
Organism: Clupea harengus (Atlantic herring)
Lineage: Eukaryota; Metazoa; Chordata; Actinopteri; Clupeiformes; Clupeidae
Product: proprotein convertase subtilisin/kexin type 5-like
Exons: 17
Coding region: 145-2961 (938 amino acids)
Source: RefSeq, a predicted model, not a curated record
AGUUUUCUGUGUUUGUUGGCAUGGUGAGAGGCUAUCGUCGCUGUCAAUCUCAGCGGUCCACCUGUUCAGCGCGUCGAGUUUAAUGGAAUUAUUCUUCUCAGAGGAUCAUCAUUUCGUCCUUGUUAGUAUAGGCUAUAAUUAAACAUGAAGACUAGUUUCAUGCCGCUGAUUUUCCUGUGCUGCGUUGGGUAUAUUCAAACAUAUGUAAGCAAACCUUCAGCGCAGCCCUGUCCCAGCGGGCAGUUUGCGUUGAAGAAUCAGUGCGUCCUCUGUCACCCCACCUGCUCAGAAUGUGCGGGCCACGAACUCUUCGAAUGCACCUCUUGCGGAGUAGAUGAGGAGGGCCUGGAACGUUUCCUCCACCAGGGGCACUGCAGGCCCCACUGCCCACGCACCACCUACCCGGACCGCGCCCGCUACGCCUGCCUGCCCUGCAUGGUCAACUGCGAGCUGUGUGCUGAUGCCCGCAUCUGUGCCAAGUGCAGGGAGGGCUACAGGCUCUUCAGCGGGCUCUGCCAGGUGGCCCUGUGUAGAGUGGGGCAGGUGGAGGAUCCUGAGACGGGCGAGUGUGUUGACUGUGAGACGGGCUGUAAAUCAUGUUCUCCAGAUGACCCGGAGCUUUGCAACAGCUGCACCGAUGGAUACUUCCUCUAUCGGUACCAGUGCAGGAGGCACUGCCCCCAGAGGACCUAUGAGGAUGGGGUGAGGGGUGUGUGUCAGAGCUGCCCGUCCCAGUGCACUGACUGCCACAGCAGCACCCUCUGCCUGGCCUGCCAGCCUGGACACUUCCUCAACGGUUUUGACUGUGUCAAAGAGUGUCCUGACGGCACGUUCGGAGACGGCAGCGGGUGGCGCUGCCAGUCGUGUCACAGCUCCUGCCAGACGUGCCACGGCUCACACAUGAGGGACUGUGACCUGUGCCCCAGUGGCAACCUGCCCGUCUAUGGCCAGUGCCCCGUGCUUACCUGCAUGCAGGGCCAGUAUUUCGACGGGAUGGAUAGUGAAUGUCACUACUGCGAUGUGACAUGCAAGACAUGCUUUGGUCCAAAGGCUCUAGACUGCUCCUCGUGUUUGACAGGCUCUAUCCUGGACCAGGAGGGAGCGUGCGUGGAGCACUGUAUCCCAGGAUCCUUUGCUAACCCGCUGACGCAGCUCUGUGAAGAGUGCUCCCCUAACUGUGAGACGUGUGAGGGCGCCAGCGACAGGUGCGGCAGCUGCAAGAGCGGUCCUUACAAACUCUUCCUCCAUCAGGGCCGCUGCUGGUCUAACUGUCCCGAUGGCUUCUUCGAGGCAGCGGAGGAGGGCACGUGCGAUUCGUGUGAGAGGCCCUGUCGGACGUGCGACGCGUCGAGGUCACAGUGCCUCUCCUGUGCCGAGGGUCACUUCCUGGAGAGUGGCCAGUGUCGGGUCAACUGCUCCCUGGACAGGAGCUACGCCGCCUCCGACGGGACCUGCAGACGAUGCGCUCCCCACUGUGACACCUGCACAGAUGACAAGACCUGCUCCAAAUGCAGUUUCCUGUACCUGCUGCUGAAUGGUGUGUGCCAGGCCAGCUGCCCAGAGGGAUACUUUGAGGACCUGGACGAGGGCCACUGCGUCCCUUGCCAUCCCUCCUGUGCCACCUGCUCGGGCCCGCUGGCGGAUGACUGCGAGACGUGCGCCACGCCCACCCGAAGCUGUAUUUCUGUUCCUUACCGUAACGAUUUGGCAGAGUGCCACCGGACUUGUGCGCUGUGUUCGGGUCCCGAGCCCAACCAGUGUUCCCAGUGUAGCAAGGGUCUGGCCCUGGACCCCAACACCAUGAUGUGCGGCGUGACUGGCGACUCCAACUGCCCGCCCAGGACGUUUCUGCACACCAACCGAUUCACAUGCCAGGCGUGCCAUCGACAGUGCCAGUCCUGUGAGGGGGCAGGACCUGCAGACUGCCUGACCUGUGCCCUGCCCAGACAUCUGUACAAAGACUGCACCUCCUGCUCCCGGGGGUACCUCCGCCUGCUGCACCUCUGCGUCUCCCACUGCCCCACGGGGUUCUAUGCAGAGGGGGACAGCUGUGAGAAGUGCCACUCUUCCUGCGAGCAGUGUUCUGGGCCGGAACCCGAGUCCUGCCAGGCCUGCCCCCCACCGCUGCUGGAACUUCACGGAACUCGGCUGUGUGUGGAACGGUGCCCGCAGCGGUUCUACGAGAUGGGGCAGCGCUGCGUCCAGUGCCACACCAGCUGUCAGAGCUGCACAGAUUCCACCCCCCAGAGCUGUGUGACGUGUGACUGGGGCAGUAUCCUGCAGAAGGGUGUAUGCUAUCCCCGCUGCGAAGAGAGCCGUUACCUAUCCCAGAGUGAGGUGUGUGAGCCUUGCGACGGCUCCUGCAGACACUGCUCCAGCGCUGGUCCCCGGAGCUGCCUGACGUGCCACCCCGGCUUCGCUCUCCACGCCACGGACAGCCGCUGCGUCCGCUGCUGCUCACCGGCCCCAGAGCCCCAGCAUGAGCAGGAGGAGGAGGAGGAGGAGGAGGAGGAGGAGGACUGCUGUGUGUGUGAUCCUGGCACAGCUCUCUGUGUGGAGGCCCCCACAGUGGACCAGAGGGGCCAGGGUGUAGCACCGGGGCCCGAGUCCAGUCCGGCCCACUCCACUGCCCACGCCACGCUGCCCGCUGCCCUGUGCGUGGCCCUCCUGGUGGCGCUGGCCGUGUUCGGGCUGGUCCAGGCCCGGGCCCGCAAGCGGCUGUGCUGGGGACGCAACUACGAGAGGCUGAGUGGGACGGCGGGCGGCAGGCCGGACCACCGGAACAUGCCCCACGGCGUAGCGGAACCGGAGGACAGCGGAGACGAGGUGGACGUCGUGUACACCAGUCGAGACGGGUCUGUGUACCGGCGGUACAGCUUCAUCUAUGGCCCUGAUGGCCAGGAGAAGGAGGCAGAGGAGGGCGAAGAGGUGGACGAGAGUACACAACUGAACAGAACCUAGAAAACACACACACACACUCUCACAUAUACACACACACACACACACACACACACACUCUCACAUAAAAAUACACACA